Molecule: messenger RNA, 4554 nt
Organism: Sarcophilus harrisii (Tasmanian devil)
Lineage: Eukaryota; Metazoa; Chordata; Mammalia; Dasyuromorphia; Dasyuridae
Product: heat shock 70 kDa protein 1
Exons: 1
Coding region: 687-2618 (643 amino acids)
Biological process (GO): protein refolding; cellular response to unfolded protein
Cellular component (GO): cytoplasm; vesicle; blood microparticle
Molecular function (GO): ubiquitin protein ligase binding; ATP binding; ATP hydrolysis activity
Source: RefSeq, a predicted model, not a curated record
AGACCUGGAGAGAGGGAGACCGUGACAGAGAAUGUGUGUCUGUGUGGAGAGGAAGAGUGACAGAAAGGCAGAGACAGAGAGACUGAGGGUGACAAAGCUGUCAUGGUAACAAAGUGCGGUGAGAGGCCCCAAAAUCGGCUGUGCACACCCUGCGUAAGGGUCCUCUUCUCCAUUUUCUUCCGCCGCCAAAAUCGUACUUCUCAGGAACCCCAGAAAUGUCCCGAAAGUUCUGAAGGGGGGCGGGACGCCCGCCGUGAUUGGUCGGAGUUGCUUUUGGGUAGGACCUGGACCCCUAAAAGCCUCCCUCACGGCGCGAAAUCACUGGAAAAUUCCCGAGCAAGGUGGGGGAGGGAAAGAGAAGGGAACACCGCCCCAGGAACGCUGUGAUUGGCUGACACAUGCGGAAAAGAAUAGGUCCUUGGGAGAAUAAAUAAAUACGGAGCAUUGCAGCAGCUUCUGACAGCCUGCGAACUGGAGUAACUGCGCCACUGAAACUUCCGAUCUCUGGAACACAGAGGCUCCGAAACCUUGGUGAGACGGCCAUAAUUUAAGCCUUCUGGAAAAUCCCCAGUAAAGGCGUAUUUUUCCCAAGGCUCUCCCGCAAGAGGAACCUGUUCCGUGAGGACUGUCCUUGCAGUUUUCUGGACUGAGCUUCCAGAAUCAGAAUUGUGGAGACAUUUUCCAGGAUGUCAUCGGCCAAAGGUACCGCCAUCGGCAUCGAUCUGGGCACCACCUACUCCUGCGUGGGAGUGUUCCAGCAUGGCAAGGUGGAGAUCAUCGCCAAUGACCAGGGCAACCGAACCACCCCCAGCUAUGUGGCCUUCACAGACACAGAGAGACUCAUUGGAGAUGCAGCCAAAAACCAGGUGGCCAUGAAUCCUCAGAACACAGUCUUUGACGCCAAAAGGCUGAUCGGCCGUAAAUUUGGAGAUUCGGUGGUCCAGUCGGACAUGAAGCACUGGCCCUUCCAGGUGAUAAACGAUGGGGGUAAGCCUAAAGUUCAAGUGUCCUACAAAGGGGAAAACAAGGCCUUCUAUCCUGAAGAGAUCUCCUCCAUGGUGUUGACCAAAAUGAAGGAGACUGCUGAGGCCUACUUGGGUCAUGCGGUCACCAAUGCAGUCAUCACUGUCCCGGCCUAUUUCAAUGACUCUCAACGCCAGGCCACCAAGGAUGCUGGAGUGAUCGCUGGCCUGAACGUGCUGAGGAUCAUCAAUGAACCGACAGCAGCUGCCAUUGCCUAUGGACUAGAUAAAGCUAGUCAGGGAGAGAGACAUGUGCUGAUCUUUGAUCUGGGUGGGGGCACUUUUGAUGUCUCCAUCCUUACCAUUGAUGACGGGAUUUUUGAGGUGAAAUCCACUGCAGGAGACACCCACCUGGGUGGGGAGGACUUUGAUAAUCGACUAGUAAACCACUUUGUUGAGGAAUUCAAGCGAAAACAUAAGAAAGAUAUUAGCCAGAACAAGCGUGCUGUGAGAAGACUUCGAACAGCCUGUGAAAGAGCUAAGAGAACCCUGUCUUCCAGCACCCAAGCCAAUCUUGAAAUUGACUCCUUGUUUGAAGGCAUUGACUUUUAUACUUCUGUCACUAGGGCAAGGUUUGAAGAGCUGUGCUCGGAUCUGUUCCGGGGUACCCUGGAGCCCGUAGAGAAAGCCCUGCGAGAUGCCAAGAUGGACAAAGCCAAAAUUAACGACGUCGUCCUUGUGGGUGGCUCCACCCGAAUCCCCAAAGUACAGAAACUUCUGCAGGAUUUCUUCAAUGGCAGAGACCUGAACAAGAGUAUCAACCCUGAUGAGGCUGUAGCCUAUGGAGCAGCAGUGCAGGCAGCCAUUCUGAUGGGUGAUAAAUCAGAGAAAGUGCAGGACCUGUUGCUGUUGGAUGUGGCUCCCCUUUCCCUGGGGCUGGAGACAGCAGGAGGUGUGAUGACAGCACUGAUCAAACGCAACUCCACCAUCCCCACCAAACAGACCCAGAUCUUUACCACCUAUUCUGACAACCAGCCGGGUGUACUGAUCCAGGUAUAUGAGGGAGAACGGGCCAUGACCAAGGACAACAACCUGCUGGGCCGUUUUGACCUGAGUGGCAUUCCUCCUGCUCCCCGUGGUGUCCCCCAGAUUGAGGUAACCUUUGAUAUUGAUGCCAAUGGAAUUCUGAAUGUCACCGCUAUGGAUAAGAGCACAGGCAAAGCCAACAAGAUCACCAUCACUAAUGAUAAAGGUCGCCUGAGCAAGGAAGAAAUUGAGCGAAUGGUGCGUGAUGCAGAAAAAUAUAAAUCAGAAGAUGAGGCCCAGAGGGAGAAAGUUGCAGCUAAAAAUGCUCUGGAAUCUUAUGCUUUCAACAUGAAAAGUGCAGUGGAAGAUGAAGGUCUGAAAGGCAAGAUUAGUGAGGAAGACAAGAGAAAAGUGCUGGAGAAAUGCCAAGAGGCUAUCUCUUGGCUUGAUGCCAACCAGCUGGCUGAAAAAGAAGAGUUUGAGCAUAAGAGAAAGGAAUUGGAGCAGGUGUGUAACCCUAUUAUUACUGGCCUUUACCAGGGAGCUGGUGGUCCUUCGGGGGAAAGUUGUGGGGCUCAGUCCCAGCAUUCAAGCUCUGGAACAGGCCCCACUAUUGAAGAGGUGGAUUAAUUGUAUUUUCUUCCACCACUUGACUAUGUUACACUUUGAGCUUCUGGGAAUUUGGGUGAUCUUUCCUUCCAUUAUGAUUUUGCUCUUUUAAAUUCCCUAUCAUGCUUAUAUAAUAAUUGUGAGAUAGUAUAGACCUCUGUCCUUUUAAUGUUUUCAUUUUUAGUUUUUUUCCCUGAGCUUGGGAGUGAAUUAAUAUUGUUAUGCACUUGUUCAUAACUCAUUUAUUUUUAUUUUCAGUAGUAAAUGACUUAGAAAAUAGUAAAAAUAAAUAGUAAAAAUAAAAAUUCAAAAUGAAUCAUUAGUGUCUUUUUUUUUGGGGGGGGUGGUCCUACUUUUGCCUAAAUAGUAAUUUGUUUUGAUUAAAGGUUUAGAUGAAAUGGCAAUGGGAUUAUGUAAAACAUGAUUUUCACUAAGUAGAGAAAACCAUGAUUUUUCUGAGAGAAGGGUAUAAUGAAUUUGGUGAGUGGAAGGUGCCUGGUUUGUGGGUGGGUUAGUGAGAUAAAUCAGGGUUUGGAAGAAGGAGGGAGAGCUAAGGGAAACACCUUUGAAUUCUGAGAAGGAAAUGGGAUUUUUGCUGAUAAAAGACUUUGGGUUUUUAAAAAAGGGGGCAAGAGUGUUUUUAGAUCUGUUCACUGAAUGAUUACAGUGUACAGAGCCCUAGGAUUUUAAAGGUGAGGCCCCUUUUCUUACUUGGUCCUGUAUCUUAGUUUUCCUUUAAUAGAGGUAUUCUAAGAAAUAGUAGGUAAUAUAUAGAUUGUAAUAAAACUUGGUCUGGGAGUUGAGGGUAUAGGUAAAUGCUGUAGUUGGGAAUAACCUUUAAGAUUGAAGAGAGUAUAGGGAUAGGGCUUGAGGGUAUGAGCAGUGGAUUCAUGAGAAUAAUUGUUGAACUGAGGGGUUGAAGGUUCAGGAACUACAAGAAUGGCCUUCAAUCACUGACAAAACACUAAAAACCCAAGGGAAGUAAUACUCUACCAACAUGGGACCCAGAACCACAGGAACACAGACAAAAAAUUCCUCUCAACUUACCCCAUCCCUGGUAUCGGAUUUUCUAGCAAGUGAUAAGUUCUGUCAAAAGACCCAGAAAGGAAGAUGUUAUUAAGUUCCUAAAGAACAAAAACUAUAUUGUGGAUUUAGAGCUUGCAAGGGAACUUAAAAGCUAGUUUAUUCAAUUGCAUGCCUAUUACACAGCAGAGCUAGAAUUUCAACUCCCAUUCUUUUACUUUGCAUCACAAUUUCUUUUGUUAAACUAUAAGAAUACAGGAUACAAUCCUGGAGAGAGGAACUUCAUUUAUCAAGGGAUGACAAGAAGUAUCUCUAUCAAGUUUCUAGCUGAAAAGACAGAAUUAGGCAUAUUAUUAUUUGGGAAACUGGGAUAGAAAUUGUCAGUUGUCUUGAGUAGGAAUGAUUCUUAAAUUGGGAAAUGGGGAGCUGAAGCUUCCACUGUACCUAUAGCUAAGAUCCCAACCAGAUGAUAAUGAGGGGAAAGCACAAUCCUUAUUACAAGUUAGGCCAGAUCAAGUUGAGGACUGUGCCUAUCAAGGCCUUCAUAAUUUUCAAUUCCCAUCUUAUUUUGCAGGAAAAAUCUGAGCAUUCCUGUGGGGAAAAAAAUGUAUGUUUUUGGUUGCAUUCCUAGUGUGUGUCCUUGUGUCUAUGUUGAUAAGUUGUCCCUGCUUGUUACUAGUGGUUAUUUUUCCUCAAUUCCUUAAUAUGUAGAUGUUUAUUUCCAGGGUCAAGUUCAUUUAAAACUUUAAAGUCCUUUAAUUCAAAAAAGUUUAGAAAAAUCUUUGUUUCUGGAGAUAGAAUUAUUUAGUUGAAUAAAACAUGGAGUACUGAAUAUUAUAUUUCAAUGUCAUUACUAAGUCAUAUAAAAUAUCUAUAGAUUGUAUAGACUUCUGUACUAAGUACCAUGGAGGAAUGGACCAAAAAAAAAAAAAAA